Molecule: messenger RNA, 1395 nt
Organism: Tripterygium wilfordii
Lineage: Eukaryota; Viridiplantae; Streptophyta; Magnoliopsida; Celastrales; Celastraceae
Product: probable aspartic protease At2g35615
Exons: 1
Coding region: 1-1395 (464 amino acids)
Cellular component (GO): extracellular region
Source: RefSeq, a predicted model, not a curated record
AUGCAUCACUUGGUUUCCAUCUCCAUUCUCAUUUUGCUCAGUGCAUUGAUUUUGUAUCCAAUCAAAGCAGAAAAAAAUUCUUUCGACUUCAAUCUUGUUCAUCGUGACUCAAAAUUCUCUCCAUUUUAUAACCAAUCGAUGACCGAGUCAGAGCGUUCAAGGGAAUCCUUUAUCCGCUCCCUCAAUCGCCUCAAAUCAUCUAUGUAUAUAGAUGAAAAGUAUAUCGGGUCGUCUGAUUUAACCAAUGACCACGGUGACUAUUUCAUGAUCAUAUAUAUAGGUAAAGGUAAGCCAAAAGUAGGAAAAGAUCCAAAAAAAUGGGAUCCGAAAGAAGGGGCGCCAAUUAAACUACUUGGUUACCCAAGCAUGUCAGAUGACCUUACUUGGGUACGGUGUGGUCCUUGUACCAACUGCAGGGAUGAACAUCAAUCACUUUAUGAUCCAACAGAGUCAAGUACCUAUAAAUCACUUAACUAUCUUUCAAAAAAGUGCAAAUUUAUAAAACAUAGGACUAGUGGGAAUUCAAAUGUCUGCAACUACCAGUAUCAUUCCAACAAUGAUAACUUCGUCGACACCGGUAUCUUCUAUUCCUCUGGAGUGUUGAGCACUGAGAUGUUCUACUUGAAAUCCGCCAAUGGGACAGAAAGAGAAUUCUCUGAUAUAGUGUUUGGAUGCGAUCACACACAUCAAGGUAAUUUCAAACAUGGUAUUCCAGCUGUUGUUGGUCUUGGUCAAGGUUCGAAAUUAUCACUGGUUUAUCAACUGGGAAAAGAAAUUGGUGAGAAAUUCUCCUACUGCUUGGCUAAGAAGUCAACAAGUGAACUUAGUAAGAUUAGAAUCGGAUCAGAUAUUAGUCUCUACAAUAAAACUCUAGAAAAUAGAGCUCAAAUUACUCGCGAUGAUUCAUUCCCCUUCUACUACCUCACUCUUAUAGCCAUUCGCGUUAAUCACAAAGAAAUAAAGAUACCAGGUGAACAAGAACUCAUGAGAGUCGAUAUUCAGUCAGCCGUUACAACAUUCCCUCCGACAAUAUACAAGCAAUUCCUUGAUACGUUUAAAGAAGAAGCUGGCAAUAUAAAGACAUACAAAGAUCCACUAUACGGCACUUGCUUUCUCCAAAGUAAAUGUUCUCGCGGAAUCCCCAAACUCGAAUUUCAUUUCAAGCCAAAGAUUGGAUCUACUGCAAUAUUGAGUUUGCAUCCUAAGCACUUUCUAAUUGAUUUUGGUGACGCCAAAUGCCUGACAAUAGUCCCAAAAGAAGUGCCAAGGGUCUCAAAAGAGGGUUUUGUUUUUGUUUUGGGGAGCAAGGCACAAUUAGACGUUCAGAUGAUAUUUGACCCACCAAGCCAUGUACUCAAAUUUGCUCCAUAUGAAUGUGCAUCAUUUUCGGUAUAA